Messenger RNA from Lutzomyia longipalpis, 1771 nucleotides. RefSeq names its product glucose-induced degradation protein 8-B homolog (gene Hou). The record is from RefSeq and is a predicted model, not a curated record. Gene Ontology annotation, biological process: proteasome-mediated ubiquitin-dependent protein catabolic process. The coding region runs from base 69 to 770 and encodes 233 amino acids. Gene Ontology annotation, molecular function: protein binding. NCBI's taxonomy places the organism in Eukaryota, Metazoa, Arthropoda, Insecta, Diptera, Psychodidae. Gene Ontology annotation, cellular component: cytoplasm; nucleus. The transcript has 2 exons.
AACAACAAAAGUUUUGGUGAAAAGUUGCAAAUUUUUGGGGAAAAUCUUGUGAAAUUCGUGCCCAGAGGAUGAGUUUCAAUGAGAAUAAGAACGCUGAGAAUGCUCAAGCGAACCUGGAGGAGUGGUUGAUGCGUCUAAAUAACUACCAAAUCCCACAGGCGGAGAUGAAUAAGAUGAUUAUGAAUUACUUGGUGACAGAGGGCUUCAAAGAGGCUGCGGAGAAGUUCCAAGCGGAAGCUGGUGUGGAACCAACUGUGGAACUCAAUUCUCUCGACAACCGUAUCCUCAUACGAGAAGCUGUGCAGAAUGGACGCAUCCAGGAGGCAACGCAUCUCGUCAAUCAGCUGCAUCCAGAGCUGUUGGACAAUGAUAGGUAUUUGUACUUCCACCUGCAGCAGCUGCACCUCAUUGAGUUGAUACGUGCUGGGAAAAUUGAGGAGGCGCUCUCCUUUGCCCAGACCCAAAUGUCCGAGGCCGGUGAGAAUAAUCCGGAAGUUUUGAGUGAGUUGGAACGCACGCUGGCCCUGCUGGCCUUCGAGAAGCCCCAGCAGUGCCCCUUUGCCGACCUGCUGGAGCAAUCGCACCGUCAGAAGGUGGCCAGCGAGCUCAAUGCAGCCAUUCUCAAGUCUGAAAAUCAAGAGCACACAAGCCCACGCAUUGUGUACCUCCUCAAGCUCAUCCUGUGGGCCCAGGCGGAGCUCGAUAAGAAGAACAUCAGCUAUCCAAAGAUGCGCAAUCUCGCCACGGCGUCCAUUGUGCCAAAAAUGUAGGCCAAACGUGAGCUCCAGCAGCAGAUCUUCCCGCAGCGAUGCACCAUCUCGUAAAAAGAUUGAAAAAACACCAAGAGAAACAACAUCCCCCCUCCCAGGAAGUUCCUCCCGGAGGAGCUCACGUUAAAAAAAUUAUUCACCCCAUUUGAUUUUCUUUACGUUGAAGCAGUGAUGAUAGAUUACGUGUAUAAAUUACGUUAUUUUACUACGUUGCAAUUUAAAUCUCGCGUGUAAUUUAUUAUUUUGACAACAAAAAAUCCGAGAAAAACAUCAAUUUUUUUUUUGAUAAUUGGGCAGUUUUUGUUUUGCUCUUUGUGAGCACCAAAAAAAAAACAUUUUCUCGUCUAAUCAAAUUUUCCAAGGAAAAAUCAUGAAAAAAUGGAGAAAAUUGAUUUUAUAUUAUUUUGUUAAAUAAAAGUUUUAUGAAUAAUUUAUUACAAAUAAAGAACUAUUGGCUCAUUUAUAGAAAAAAAUGUUUUUUUUGUUUAUUUUGUUUGGAAAUUUGUUUCUUACAUAACCUCAAUGUUUUCUUUUGCAAAUUAUUGGUUUUUACAAUAUUUAUCCGGAUUUCUAACCUAACAUUUUUACCAUUACAUUAAAUGGGGAUGAAUGAGACAGAAAAUCGAAAUUGUACUGAAUUUAUGUGAAUAUCUUAGGUUAGAAAUCCGUGUAAAUAAUGAACAAACCAAUAAAAGAAAAUUUAAAUGAUUCAAAACUUAAAAAAAAAAUCCAAGUAAAAAUUAAAGCUUUUUACCAUAAACUUGAUCCAAUUUACUAAAAUAAAUAAUAGAACUUUAAAAAUAUAAAAAUAUCCAAUUUUUUCAAAGAAAAUCUGUGAAAUUCCCGUCAAAAUUACCAGCAAACUGCCCAAUGGGAUGCUAGAAGAAGCAUCCGUGUGUUUUCUGUUUUGUUACAAUCCCCAAAAUUCUAAUGUAAGCAUUUUUUAUUUAGAAAGUUUUUUAGGAAAUUUUGAAUAAAUUGGUAAUUCAAGAACUUAAAAA